This is a messenger RNA of Funneliformis mosseae, 240 nucleotides long. The record is from the annotation of a GenBank genome assembly. Lineage: Eukaryota; Fungi; Glomeromycota; Glomeromycetes; Glomerales; Glomeraceae.
AUGGGUUGUUUAGAGAUAUCAGCAAAUGCAACCACAAGUUUGGUUUGUGCGGUGACAUCUUUUGAAAAUGUUCCUGAAACAGAAACUUUAUCAUUUGUUCCAGCGACGGGAGGAUCGGGUGAAAUUGAUACUUGGAGUAAGGCUGGUGCGCUCGAUGCUCCUGGAGGUGUGAAACAUGCAUUAAAGCUAGAUCAACUUUCAAAGAAAACUCAUGUUAAAGACCCUAAGAGAAUGCUCUAA